Phytophthora infestans T30-4 is the source of this 492-nucleotide messenger RNA. RefSeq lists its product as uncharacterized. Lineage: Eukaryota; Oomycota; Peronosporomycetes; Peronosporales; Peronosporaceae. The record is from RefSeq and is a predicted model, not a curated record. Gene Ontology annotation, biological process: box H/ACA snoRNP assembly. Gene Ontology annotation, cellular component: cytoplasm; nucleoplasm. The coding region runs from base 1 to 492 and encodes 163 amino acids. The transcript has 4 exons.
AUGGUGGCGACGCCCAGGUUUCAUGUGACGCAGGACGCCGCGUGGGUGUUUGUGCAUGUGCAUGUGCCGUUUGUGCGCGUAUCGGAUAUGGAGUUCUAUGUGGACAACGUAGACUUCACUUUCUUCUGUAAGCCGUACCUGCUCAAGUUGCACUUCCCACACGAGGUGGUGGACGACGAGCUGGCAAAGGCAGUGUACGACCCCAAUAAGGAGAAUGGAACGAUUGUGGUGCAUCUACCCAAGAAGGAGCCCGGCCAGGAAUUCCCAGACCUCGACAUGUUGACCAAGCUGCUGCAACCGCAGCGGCCAUCAAUUGAUGUAAAGUCCGACAAGCAACGCAAAGCGCCGCUUAUCGAAGUUCUGGAUUCAUCGGGUUCAGAGCCAAUUGGGACUUUUCAGGAGGAAAACGAUAGGCUCAAUGCGUUGAUCGAUGGCAUCUCGAUUUCCAGCAAGAGUGCAGCUGUAGCUCCUUCAACUGAACAGUUCGAUUAA